AUGGCAUCUUCAAUAAUUGUUACUACUACGACAACAACAACUACAACUACUGCAACAGCCAUAGCUCAGCAGCACUACAGUGCCUUGCCGUUGUCAGCUGCAUGGGAGUUAUUGUCAUCUACUUUUCAGGAAGACUUUGUCACCGCUUUGAACAAUUUAGAAUACAUACCAGGGGGUGGUAUCAUUUUGAGAUACAUCAAAUCAUCGUACCAGAAUGAUCCUAUAAGAUCUUUGCUUGAGUUUUGUUUAGUUCUUUUUGCCCUAUCAUAUUUUUUGAGUUCCAAGAAAAAGGAAAACAAGUCGGAAUUGGUAAGAUUUUCUCGUAAAGAAAUUGAUGAGUUGUGUGAUGAAUGGGAACCAGCUCCUUUGGUCAACGAGGUUACCGAAUUGGAAAACUGGGAAUUGAAAGCAGUGCCAGAAAUUAUAGGUCAGAAUGGUGCUCAUGUGAACUUGAAUAACAAGACGGCAGUAAACCUUGCUUCACAAGAUUUCCUUAAUCUCAACGAAAACGAUAGAAUCAAAGAAUCGGCCAGAGUGGAAAUUAGAUCCGCUGGUGUGGGUGCAUGUGGUCCACCAAAUUUUUAUGGGACCCAGGAUGUUCACGUUAGAUUGGAAGAAGAUUUGGCACGUUACUUGGACUCGGAGCAGGCUAUCAUUUAUGGACAAGAUUUUGUUACUGCUGGUUCUGUUAUACCUGCGUUUUUGAAGAGAGGUGAUUUGUGUGUGGUUGACAGUGGUGUUAAUAUUGCAUUGCAAAAGGCGUUAAUUGUUAGCAGAGCCGAUAUUGAAUGGUAUGACCACAAUGAUGUUGACCAUUUGGAACAGAUUUUGACACAAUUGAAACCAGUUUUAGAUAAACAGAAACCAAUAAGAAGAAGAUUUAUUAUCACAGAAGGGUUGUUUGCCAAUUCCGGUGAUAUUGCCAACUUGCCCAGAAUAGUGGAAUUGAAAAACAAAUACAAGUAUAGACUCUUUUUGGACGAAUCAUUGUCCAUUGGUGUUUUAGGUGGCACCGGUAAGGGGUUAGCAGAACACUACGGGGUUUCAAGAGAUGAAAUUUCCAUCACUAUUGGCUCCAUGGCUAAUUCGUUUGCGUCAUCUGGUGGAUUCUGUGUUGGUGUUAAUCCAAUGGUACACCAUCAAAGAAUCUCAUCCAACGCAUAUGUCUUUAGUGCAUCGCUACCACCAUAUUCAGCCAAGGUGACGUCCCAAGCAAUUAGAGAAAUCCUGGCACCAGAAAAUUUGGACCCAACUACUGGAAAAUCGAAAUUAAUGGUUCAGUUGCAUAAAAAGACUGUUGACGUGUAUGAUAAAUUGGAAGCUGCUCUUGAAAGUUUGCCAAUGCACAUUGUGUCAUCUCCUCAGUCGCCUAUGAUACAUUUGGGAUUGAGAGAAGAGGUAAGAGAACAAUUGAAUUUGCCAUUGAUGUAUGGUAACUCCACAUUUAUCACCACGGGGAAGCCUGCGAAAUUAUUGAAUGAGUUUGACGAAUAUUUGAAUUUGGAAAGUUUUAUUUUACAAAAAAUCAUUGAUUAUGUUUUGGAACAUGAAGGUAUUUUAAUAACCAGAAGUAAGUUAAUUUUGGAACAUGAAAACUUGCCAGUGUUGCCACCACAUUUGUUGAUAAUGAUAAACCUUGGUGUCAACGCAGAAGAACUCAAUCGUGUUGUCGAGGUAUUACCAAAAGCAAUUGAAAGUGUAUUUACCAAUCUCAAAUCAGAGGAAGAUUUGUUGCUCUUAAGAGAUGAACUUAUUAAUUAUUAA
Molecule: messenger RNA, 1764 nt
Organism: Candida dubliniensis CD36
Lineage: Eukaryota; Fungi; Ascomycota; Pichiomycetes; Serinales; Debaryomycetaceae
Product: serine C-palmitoyltransferase
Exons: 1
Coding region: 1-1764 (587 amino acids)
Biological process (GO): sphingosine biosynthetic process; ceramide biosynthetic process
Cellular component (GO): endoplasmic reticulum
Molecular function (GO): serine C-palmitoyltransferase activity; pyridoxal phosphate binding
Source: RefSeq, a predicted model, not a curated record